Messenger RNA from Fusarium musae, 3426 nucleotides. RefSeq lists its product as uncharacterized. The transcript is spliced from 5 exons. The coding region runs from base 1 to 3426 and encodes 1141 amino acids. Gene Ontology annotation, molecular function: beta-glucosidase activity. Gene Ontology annotation, biological process: glucan catabolic process. NCBI's taxonomy places the organism in Eukaryota, Fungi, Ascomycota, Sordariomycetes, Hypocreales, Nectriaceae. The record is from RefSeq and is a predicted model, not a curated record.
AUGAUACAUGUUGCUGAGCACGGGUUCGACUGGUCGACGGGCGCAUGCCUCGUGGCUUUGGUAUGUGCUAAUGCUGCCAUAACGGACUCGCAUACAGAAAUUUUCACUAGUCCUGAGGUAACGCCUGAAAAGAAGGCCGAGAUAGAACUAUCGAUGCAGUUCUGGAGCGUGGCUGUGAAGCGUCUUGGCUAUGCAUCAGCUCAGAACACUGUGCGGGCUGUUCAAUGCCUAUGCCUCGCGGGAAUAUGGUACAUGCAUCGCCUAGAGCCCUUCGAAGCCUGGAAGCACUUCAAUCUGGCGGGUGCGGCCUGGCAUACCCUUGGCUCGACACACGGGGAACUCUCGAGUCACGACGAAUUCUCCAACGAGUUCAGCCUUAUGCAGGCUCUGGAGCGAAGUUGGUACUACUACCUCAGCGAAAUCGCUGCGCGACAUGUUAUCAAUCGCCUUGCGCAGAUGAACUCGGAAGCGCCUGAGGUUCCUAGUGAGAGGCAUGUGCGCCGCAUGAUUUCACAGGCCGAGAUGAUGCAGUCGCAGAUAUCAGACUGGCACUCAUCACUCCCGCCAAUGUUCCACUUCGACACUCCUCAAGGCUACACGGCGGAUGCUGUUGCCGACUCCAUGGUCUUUAUUCUGCGGCACAGGUACAUAUCCCUCUGCGAGUUAGUCUCGCGUCCUUUCGUACGACUCUGCGUGGACCAGUUGGCAGAUGAGAUGGAUGCUUCGCUACACGGCAUAAUCAGCUCGUACGCAUCGCAGUGUGUACGGCUCUGCAUCUUGAAACUCGAUCAGGUCGUGGGGCAUCGACACCAGGGGACUUGGUACGGUAUUCGAGUGGCAACAAGCGCUGCGCUGAUCUUGGCAGCUGUUGAUAAAGCGCAGCGCCUGGCAGAAGAGGAUGAAGCUUUUCGUCUUGUUCAGAGUGUGACGCUGCCUGAGACUUGGAGGGGCGCGGUCGCGCGGGGUGCAGCCUCGGUACAACAGUAUCUUGAUGAGCCGAAUGGGGGCCGAGACUUUUGGCACACGAACCCCCUCCCAGCGUUCAACGUUCCAUCGGUGCGUGUUAGCGACGGACCGAAUGGCGUACGAGGAACAAAAUUCGUCGACGGCGUACCAGCAGCCUGCUUGCCCUGCGGUACAGGUUUAGCAGCCACAUGGGACCAGGACCUCCUAUACAAAGCCGGCACACUCAUAGGUGACGAGUGUAUAGCAAAAGGCGCCCAUUGCUGGCUCGGUCCUACAGUGUGCAUACAGCGCUCUCCCCUCGGUGGCCGUGGCUUCGAGUCAAUGGCAGAGGACCCUUAUGCAACAGGCAAGCUAGCUGCUGCUUACAUCAAUGGCGUACAGUCCACAGGCGUUGUGUCAGUUAUCAAGCACUGGCUUGCGAACGAUCAGGAACAUGAGAGAGUUGGUGUCAACGUUGUUGCCAGUGAGCGUGCGUUGAGGGAGAUUCAUAUGCUUCCUUUCCAGAUUGCGCUCAGUGAUGCGGCACCUGGCGUUGUCAUGGCUUGUUAUAACAAAGUCAAUGGCAAACAUGUUUCAGAAAACCGGGAUUUCCUUGACUCAUUGCUCCGCGAGGAGUGGCAGUGGAAGGGCCUGAUCAUGAGCGAUUGGUUCGGAACCUAUUCCACUACCGAAGCCGUCAAUGCAGGACUAGAUCUCGAGAUGCCGGGACCAACGAGGCAACGCGGCCAGCUACUCGACCUUGCCGUGUCAACUCGAAAGGUAUCCCGAUCAACGAUAGACACUAGAGCCCGAAACGUCCUCGAGUUCGUCCAAAGAUGCACAAAGGUUCCUGUCGCGGAAGAGGAAGGAGGUCGCGAUUUCCCUGAAGACAGGCAGCUAAAUCGAAAGCUCGCCGGUGACAGCGUUGUCUUACUAAAGAACGAAGCUCACCAACUUCCCCUUAAACGAUGUUUCAAAAGCAUUGCUUUAAUCGGACCAAACAUGAAGACGACUUCGUUCUGUGGAGGCGGCUCUGCUCAUCUUCAGCCUUACUACACUGUUUCUCCCUACGAGGGGAUCGUAGCCCAACUACCGCCUGAUGUGGAGGCGCGGUACGAGGUCGGAGCGUCAGCGAAUGGGUGGAAUCCCCUUCUGCAGGGUGAUAUGAUCACCACACCGGAGGGUGCACCGGGUAUGCGAAUGCGUUUCUACCGUCAGGGUCCAAGUGUGUCCGACCGUGAGAUCAUCGACGAGAGCCAUCUGCCUGAUUCCUCUUGGCUACUAAUGGGCUACUCUCAUCCGAAACUAGAUAAGCUCUUCUACGCAACUGUAGAAGGCGAUGUCGUUGCUCAAGAGUCAGGACCUUUUGAGUUUGGGCUCGCAGUUUAUGGCUCUGCGCGACUUUAUAUUGACGGUCAGCUCUUGAUCGAUAAUAGUAUCGUCCAGCGCAGCGGGACAUUCUUCUUCGGAAAGGGGACCGUUGAGGAGAAGGCUGAGAUGCGUCUUGUUCAGGGCCAGAAAUACCGCAUCACCAUUGAGUACGCGAGUGCGCCAUCUUCCAGGCUCGUAAAGCCAGGCGUGGUCAACUUUGGUGGUGGUGCAGGGAGAGUUGGUCUAGCGAGUGCAAUUGACCCUGAAAUCGGGAUCCAGAAGGCUGUCUCCGCAGCACUACAGUCAGAUGUGACCAUUCUGUGCGUCGGAAUGACGAGGGAUCAAGAAUCCGAGGGCUUUGACAGGCCUCAUAUGGAUCUUCCUGGAUCGCUCCCUCGCCUUGCGUCGGCCGUUCUGGCAGCGGUUCCAGACGCCAUUGUUGUGACGCAGAGCGGUACUCCUUUCAACAUGCUCUGGUCUGAACAGGCCAAGACUCACGUACAUGCUUGGCUAGCUGGAAACGAGACUGGAAAUGGCAUUGCUGAUGUUUUGUUCGGCGAAACCUGCCCAAGUGGAAAACUCCCGCUUUCGUUCCCACGUCGCAUACAAGAUACGCCCACGUUUCUGAACUUUGGUAGUGAAAGAGGCCGUGUAAUCUAUGGUGAAGAUAUUUAUGUUGGGUAUCGGUACUACGAAAAGGUUGACCGAGAGGUCCUAUAUCCUUUUGGCCACGGUCUGUCUUAUACCACCUUUACCUACGACAAACUGCACGUCACAUCCUCACACGUGAGCUUCGAGAUCACCAACUCUGGUUCCGUGGCCGGUGCAGAGGUAUCUCAGCUUUACAUCGCUGCCGACGAGACUACAUCCUCAAUCCAAAGACCUAAGAAGGAGUUGAAGGGUUUCAAUAAAACAUAUCUGCAGCCUGCUGAGGUCAAGAGGGUAGAAAUUCCUCUUGAUAGAUUCACUACGUCAUUCUGGGAUGAGGAACUACACUGUUGGGUGAGCGAGAGGGGUGUGUAUAGAGUACUGGUAGGAUCGAGUAGUAGCAAGAUUUUGCUUACGGGGGAGUUGCAUGUGGAGGCAACCACUAGAUGGACUGGGCUUUGA